UGAUAUAGCAAGAUAUUUUGGAAAGAGAAAAAUUGAACCCAACUUGUAAAAAGGAGGAUAGGACAUGAACCUCCUCUGGAGAUUGGUAUCUCCAAAUUUUGGUUCACAAGUUUGUAAAUUUUCGAAAAGGUCACUUAAAUGUGUAAAAUUGUCCUCAAAUUCCGUGGUACAUGGGAUUCAUGUCUUUCAUUGCCCAGAUGAAGUAGGAAUUGUUGCAAAGCUAUCUGAUUGUAUGGCAUCAAGGGGAGGAAAUAUUCUUAAUGCUGAUGUUUUUGUUCCAGAAGACAACAAUGUCUUUUACUCAAGAAGUGAGUUUACUUUUGACCCAGCUAUAUGGCCCCGAGGAAAAAUGGAUGAGGACUUCUUUAAGCUAUCAAAGAUGUUCAAUGCAUUGAAGUCUAUUGUCCGGGUUCCCGAAAUAGAUCCCAAAUAUAAGAUUGCAGUUCUUGUUUCGAAGCAGGACCACUGUCUUGUAGAUUUGUUGCACAGGUGGCAGAAUGGUAGGCUUCCUGUUGACAUUACCUCUGUAAUAAGCAACCAUGAUCGAGGUCCAGACACUCAUGUGAUUCGGUUACUUGAGAGGCAUGGAAUUCCAUACUAUUAUUUGCCAACAACUAUGGGGAAGAAAAGAGAAGUAGAGAUAUUGGAAUUAGUUCAUGACACUGAUUUUUUGGUACUUGCAAGAUACAUGCAGGUAUUCUCUGCAGAGUUCUUAAAAAGUUAUGGGAAAGAUAUUAUUAAUAUUCAUCAUGGCCUUUUGCCAUCAUUCAAGGGUGGGAGUCCAUCUAAGCAGGCUUUUGAGUCUGGUGUUAAGUUGAUCGGUGCAACAAGUCACUUUGUUAGUGAAGUACUCGAUGCAGGCCCAAUCAUCGAGCAAAUGGUUGAAAGAGUUUCCCACAGAGAUAACUUGCAAAGCUUUAUUCAGAAGUCUGAGGAUCUUGAGAAACAGUGUCUAGUAAAAGCAAUUAAAUCAUAUUGUGAACUACGUGUUUUACCAUAUUAUGCCAAAGACAAGACUGUUGUAUUUUAAGUAUAACUGAAGAGGAAAUGAGGGUAUCCGGAAAAGUUUGUAAAUUGCUGUGGUGACUCUAGUAUAUGAUUAUACAACUAAUAUGUACAACAUACACUAUUAAACAAAACUGAAGAAUUGACUCUAGUUGUUGGA
This is a messenger RNA of Solanum dulcamara, 1165 nucleotides long. Its product is annotated as formyltetrahydrofolate deformylase 1, mitochondrial-like. Bases 65 to 1030 code for a protein of 321 amino acids. Lineage: Eukaryota; Viridiplantae; Streptophyta; Magnoliopsida; Solanales; Solanaceae. The transcript has 8 exons. The record is from RefSeq and is a predicted model, not a curated record. Gene Ontology annotation, molecular function: formyltetrahydrofolate deformylase activity. Gene Ontology annotation, biological process: 'de novo' IMP biosynthetic process.